This is a messenger RNA of Ochlerotatus camptorhynchus, 4371 nucleotides long. RefSeq lists its product as uncharacterized. The record is from RefSeq and is a predicted model, not a curated record. NCBI's taxonomy places the organism in Eukaryota, Metazoa, Arthropoda, Insecta, Diptera, Culicidae. The transcript has 2 exons. Bases 1 to 4371 code for a protein of 1456 amino acids. Gene Ontology annotation, molecular function: DNA binding; structural constituent of chromatin; protein heterodimerization activity.
AUGACAUCCGAUUCCGAAUCCGUGAAGGACAAAACCGUCCUUAAUCUCACGGAAACUCCGUGUGGGAUUUGCGGUCCAUCAACGUGCGCGGAAGAGAUGAUCGGCUGCGACGGGUGUUCCGAAUGGUUCCAUUCCCGUUGCGUGGGCAUCUCGGAGGGCAAAUCGAUGAAGAAGUGGUACUGCCAAAGUAAAGCCUGUCAGGAGAAGGCCCAGGAGUACCAAAAGCAGAAGGACGCCAAGAAGCAGGCUCGGAGCAAGAAGCAAACUGACGAGUCUGACAAAUCCAGCGUCAACUCUCGCUUAGGGGCGUCUAGCGUGGAGGCAAAAGUGCGGGCGCUAGAAGAACGUCAGAAGAAGCAAUACGAAGAGCUGGCGGUGGAGCUGCAGCUGCGAAAAAAGGAAAGGGAGAUGCAGCGUGCGUUCGAAAGUAAGAAGAUGGAGUUGGAGCUGCAGAUGCGCGCGGAAGAAGAAAAGGAGCAAAAGGCUUGGCAAGCGGAGAUGCUCAAGAAGAAGAUGGAGCAGAUCAAGCGGAUGAAGGCGAACCAGAAAUCGUUCGAGGAACAAAUGGCGGAUCUUGAUCAGGAGUUAGCAGGGCUUUCGGCCGUCAAAAAGCCCGUAGUAAAUAAAGUAGUCCGAAACGAGAUGCGAGCGGAACCUAGCGGUAAAUACAACAAAAACCAGUUGAAGCUGAGUAAGGAGAACGUGAAGAAGCUACUCGAUGACGACGAAUACACCGAUGAGCAAGACGACGAAGAAACUGACGAUGAGGACGAUCAAGACGACGACGAAUCCGAUGAUACAAGCCUAUCCGAAGCAUCGCUGGAAGAGGAAAUCGUGAAGCCGAAAAAGGUUAAGAGGAUCGGACCGACAAAAGCCCAGCUGGCCGCGAGAAAGGGAUUAACGUACAAACUUCCCAAAUUCUCGGGCAAUCCAGCGCAAUGGCCAUUGUUUCACGCGGCCUACAAAGCAUCCAACGAUGCAUGUGGUUACAUGAACCACGAGAACCUGAUGCGAUUGCAGGAAGCCCUUGAAGGUGACGCCCUCGAGCUGGUAUCUGGUCAGCUGCUUCUUCCAGAAUCUAUUCCGAAGGUCAUCGAGAAACUUCGCAGACAUUACGGCCGUCCGGAGCAACUGCUUCAAAGUCUUCUAGACAAAGUUAACCAGCUGGAACCUCCAAAAGCGGAUAACCUGUGGAGCUUUGUCCCAUUUGGAAACACUGUGGAGCAACUCUGCGGACAUCUGGAGGCCGCGGGACUUCGACAUCAUCUCGUCAACCCGCUUCUGAUAAAAUCUCUGGUUGCCAAACUACCCGAUCGGGAAAAGCGUGAAUGGGUUCACUACUGGAGAGGCAAGAAGGAACCAACGCUACGAACGCUAACGGAUUUCCUGAUGGACAUCGUGUCGGAUGCUUGCGAGGCCAAUGUCGAUAUCGAUUUCAAGCCAUCAUACCAGUCAAAAAGUGGGCCAUCGUCCUGGAAGAAGACGCCGAAGGAGAAAGGUGCGCUGUACUGCCACAACGAAGCCAAUGGUCCAGGUCCCAGUUCGAACGACCGGAAAAGAUUGAAGCCAUGCAAUCAAUGUAACAGCACGGAACACCGUCUUCGGCACUGCGCGGAUUUCAGGAAGCUUCGGUAUGCGGACCGGAUGAAGGUAGUAACUCGCGACAAACUAUGCAACGUGUGCCUCAAUGAUCAUGGAGGGCAUUGCAAGUUUAAAAUCCGCUGUAACGUCAGCGAUUGCAGGGAGUUCCACAAUCCGCUGAUGCAUCCAGUGAGAAACGCUGUUGGAAUGAGCGCACAUAUUCGUUCCAACUGCACGGUCAUGUUCCGUAUGGUUCCGGUACAGCUCCACUGUGGUGGAAAAUCGAUCACGGUGCUAGCGUUUCUAGACGUCACGUUGGUAGAGAAGAAACUAGCUGAUCGGCUGGGCGUCGUCGGAGUACAGGAGCGAUUGACGAUCAAGUGGACGGCCGAUAUCACGCGCGAAGAGAAGGAGUCCCGGCGGAUGAAUCUGUGGGCGUCGGGUGUUAGUGCCGAUGCGGGCAACAAGCUGCUGCUGCAUAGUGUCCGUACGGUUGGAAAACUGAUGCUGCCACGCCAGAGGCUGGAUUUCAAAGAGCUUGCCGCACAAUAUCACCACAUGCGAGGAUUGUCAAUCGAGUCGUACGACGGGCAACCGGAACUACUCAUCGGACUGAACAAUAUUCACUCGUUUGCUCCGAUAGAGGCGAAGGUUGGUGCACCGGCAGAUCCGAUCGCGGUUCGGUGCAAACUUGGAUGGACGGUAUACGGUCCAAGGCACUCCACCACGGUUGCAGCGGGAAAUUACUUCGGAUACCACCAAGGAACCACCAACGAGGACCUACACGAACUGCCUAAAAGCCAUUACGCUCUGGAGGAAUCGGUGGUGGCUGUACAGCAGGAGUCUACGGAGGAUAAACGAGCACGGGAAAUUCUCGAGCGGACGACCAAACGGAUCGGCGAACGCUUCGAAACCGGCCUACUGUGGAAAACAGAUGAUCCACGGUUUCCGGAAAGUUUCCAUAUGGCCGUCAGAAGAAUGAACCAGCUGGAGAGGCGUCUAGAGAGGAAUCCGGAGUUACACAAAAACGUCUGCAAGCAGAUCGACGAAUAUCAGGAGAAAGCCUAUGCACACCUGGCUACCAAGGAUGAAUUAGCUGGAACUUCUCCCAACGAGGUAUGGUAUCUCCCACUCAGCGUAGUGCAAAACCCCAAAAAACCAGGUAAGAUACGUCUUGUGUGGGAUGCGGCAGCGACGGUGCAAGGGAUUUCUCUGAAUUCACAGUUGCUGAAAGGGCCCGACAUGCUGGUUCCGCUGAUCAAGGUUCUCUUCGGUUUUCGCGAAUGGCGAAUUGCGUUCGGUGGAGAUUUGAAGGAGAUGUUUCACCAAAUGAAGAUUCGCGCCGAAGACAAGCAAAAUCAGCGAUUCGUUUUAAGGAAAUCUCCGGACGAUUCGCCAAACAUCUACGUCAUAGACGUGGUGACAUUCGGAUCGACAAGCUCUCCUUGCUCGGCUCAGUUUGUCAAGAACCGCAACGCUGAAGAAUUCGCCGCUCAGUAUCCCGAAGCAGCUGCUGCCAUCAUACAUCGCCACUACGUCGAUGAUUACUUCGACAGCGUCGACUCGGUGGAAAAGGCUGUGAAGUUGGCGCAGGAGGUGUGCUUGGUCCACCAGAAAGCAGGCUUCGAAAUCCGGAACUGGGUUUCCAAUGCCCCAGAAAUUCUCCAGGCUCUGGGAGAGCCAAAGCCGCCCGUUCCAGUACACUUCGGGCGCGACAAGGAGACAUCUAAGGAAAGAGUUCUGGGAGUCAUCUGGUAUCCAGACAUGGAUGAGUUCGCAUUCUCGACGAUGCAUCGUGAGGAGUUGAAGCCGUACCUGUACGAAGGAAAACGACCAACGAAAAGGCUUGUUGCUAGCUAUGUGAUGGGAUUCACCAUACACGGCAAAAUCAUUAUUCAACAUCUGUGGCGUUCGAACUGCGAUUGGGACCAAGAAAUCGAUGCCAUUUCCUGGGAGUUGUGGAAGCGUUGGACAAAUCUUCUGCCAGAGGUUGAACCUAUCUGGAUUCCACGUUGCUAUAUCGGUAGUGCCAAGGCUGCCGAAGUCGACUCGAUGGAAGUACACAUCUUCACCGACGCCAGCGAACAUGGAUACGGCUGCGUAGCAUACUUGAGAGCGGUCAUCGAAGGAGAAGUUCACUGCAGUCUGAUGAUGUCCCGGGCGAAGGUGGCGCCGAUAAAACGUCAAUCGAUUCCACGCCUGGAGUUGAUGGGUGCUCGGAUGAGUCAAACGAUCCUGGGCACGCACUCUUAUCAGAUCAGUCGCACCGUUUUCUGGACGGACUCUCGCACUGUGUGCAGUUGGCUCAAUUCCGAUCAACACCGAUAUAAGCAAUUCGUUGCAUUCCGGAUCGGUGAGAUUCAAGAGCUGACGAAGGUAGAAGAUUGGAGAUGGAUUUCGACCAAGCUGAACAUCGCAGACGUGCUGACGAAGUGGGGACAAGGUCCGCCGUUGCAAAGUGAAGGAGAAUGGUUUAACGGGCCAGCGUUCCUGUAUCGGUCGCAAGAGCAGUGGCCAAAGCAAGAGACGGUGAUGAAGGGCUCGGAUGGAGAGCGUGGUGAACCUAGCGGCGAUGGAGGGCCUGCCAUCCGUCAUCUGGCUCGACGUGGUGGUGUCAAGCGUGUCCCCGGUCUGAUCUACGAGGAAGCCCGAGUUGUGCUGAAGGUGUUCCUAGAAAUUAUGAUCCGUGUCACCUAUACUGAACACGCCAAGCGCAAAACCGUCACGACCAUGGAUGUCGUCUACGCUCUGAAGCGACAGGGACGCAUUAUGUACGGUUUUGGAGGUUGA